AUGUCUGAGGUCCCGCUACCCGCCGCGCAGCAGCAGCAGCUCGAAACCGCCUCGGCCAUCGCAAUCGCGCAACUGAGCCCCGCGCUCGAGGAUCCCAAGACGCGCGUCAUUCGGGGCGUCGUGACAAUAACAUGGCCGUACAGCAUCGUCAGGAAAAACAUUGCCUUCCUCCUCGCCGAGGCCGACUUCCGCCUGCGUCGGGCAAAGGGCCAGGUGCGCGUCGAGUUUACCGGCUCCAGCGCCAAAGCGAUUGCGGAUGCGGCGUUGGGAAGCGGCGAUGAGAUUGCGCUGUCGUUGGACGGGGUCGAGCUCGUUGCGGAUGACUCCAAGACGCGCGUUCCGGGGACGAGUUUGGAGUGGCAGUUGAGGUUUACAGAGAGGGUGCUCCUGAUGGCCAAGAUCAAUGAUUCCGAAGAGGUCAAGAUUGUCGAUGUCGAUCACCCCGCGCAACCCGAACCAGAGUCCGAGGAACUGCCAGUGUCCAUCCUCGAGUCGUUCCAGGAUGUCGAAGAGACCCCGGCGCCCAUAGCGACACCCGCGAAGACGCCUUCGGGCAAGAGACCUGCCGACCAGGGCCUUGGCGCCGACGAGUUUGCGUCCCCCGCGUUCCUCAAGCGUGCCAGAGUAUCGUACGGAGGGCUGUUUGAUGGGGGCCUCAACAUCUUUGACGAGGCAGAUGACGGAGCAAAGGCCCGGGCGAAGAAGAAGCCAAAAACGGGCCGGUACAGCAGCGUUUGGACAUAUGCCAGUCGAUCUCCGAGCCCCGAGCAGGAAACACCCGCGGAGGAUGCCGACGACACGCCAAUGGCGGAGGAGCAACAGCCGACGAUCGCCACGCCGUCACGGCCUACGAUGGUAGACGGCGCCUGCCAGACGGUGGAGCAAGAAACAAGCCCCCCAAGAGAUGUACAGGUUGCGGCAGAGGCGCGGCAGAAUCCCUCGUACUGGCAGACGCCGUCGAAAUCGACAAUGAUCGAUUCAGGGGUUCAGUCUGAUCUGCCUCCCAGCCCCAACAUUGGGCUGACUCCACUCGGAUUUGGACCACCGCCUAUGCCGAUAUUCACGUCCGCCCACGAGCCGUAUCCGCCUGCCUUCCAGCAGGCGCCUCUCGGUCCCGUCUUUGGUCACGAUCUGCAGCCUAACAUGGAGCCGCACUACGAUGCUGAAGGGCCGUUUCACGAACACCCCAGUGCGUACCCAGAGGCAGGGCUUGACCACUCGCCUAUGCACGGCCACUAUCCCGCGACAUUCCUCGAUGAGCCGCAUUUUGGUCCAGACGGUGUCGUCACUUCACAACCGCUGUCGGAGCCGAUACCUGCGUACCAGGACCACCCGCAGCAGCACAAUUUUGAGGCAGAGCCCCAUCACACAGUCAUGGUUGAUGGGAUCGCAGAGCCUCAGCAAAUACCUUGGGGUCUCACGUCGGCGCACUACUCGAGAUCACCCGCGAAGCCUGCAGAGUCUGGUGGAGUGCAUGAGGAUCGGGCGUCUAAUCCCCAGGAUGCCCCUGGUGAGACGUGGGAUGACCGCGAGCGCGAUGUGCGAGACGAUCCCGAGGAUGAGGAUGAGGCACUCAGGGUAGAGGAGGACCAGAUGUCGGAAGAUCAAGACGGCCCUGAAGAGGAUUUUACAUCGAGAACGUACGCCGAGAGACGCCUCGAGCCGGGUGAAGAGGAUCGUGAGGAAGCCGCAAGCAUAGAAAAGGAGAGCAGUCCCGUGGGCAGCCGUAGUAGCAGCAGCGAAAGCAGCCAAGAGAGCGACGAGGAAGCCGAGCACGAGGCCGACGAUACCGGCGGGGACUACGACAUCACCCACUUUCGGAAUCUCAGCAACAACCAGGACGAUGACGCGGGGACAGACCUGGAGUCGGACUAUGGACAAGAAGAGGAGGAAGAGAUACUAGACCCGGAAGACGAGGAAGAGGGAUUCGAAUCCGAAGACUACGAUGAGGAGGGCUACGAUGAAGGUGACUAUGACGAAGACGAGGACCAAGAGAAUCAGCCGCCGCCUGCUGCUCCGCGCGGGGGGCCACCGGUAGUCAUUGACUUGCUCUCGGAUUCUGAGGAUGAGGAUACAGCCCCGCCGCCGCCGCCCGCCGCAGUUUCUCGGCGACGGAUACCGCAGUACGAUGGAUCCGCCGAUGAGAUGGAAGACGAGGACAUGGACGACCAAGAAAGCCAGGGAGAAAGUGUCAGGAAUGAGGCCAGUCAAGGAGGCUCGUCGCCUGCUCCGUCUGAAGCGGGAAGCGAGGAGGAUGAGGCAUCGCAAGUCGGCACGCCCACUCCGAAGCCCCGCCCGGCGACGUCCGCGCGACCAGUAUUCUCCGCUCCGGAUUUGACAACGGGGUCGAUUGGCGACGAUUUCGAGACGAUGAGCCCGGUGAAGCUGCCGCACAUGGCGGGCAUUCCGAAUAGUUCGUCUCGGCCUACCUCGCGAGGCGAGUCUGAUGAUCUGGAGGCGGAGCUUGAGAAGGAGUUGGAGGAGGAGAUUGCGGCUGAUGAUGCGAAGAGUGACCGGCAGACACCGGAAUCUAGUCCGGUUCGGCCUGUUCCGGCUGUCGAGGAGGAAGCGCUUGCCGUCGAGUCUCCUGCGGCUGAGAUAUCCAGCCCUGUUCGACCUGUCACGGCUACUGAGGAACCAGCCGUCGAGUCUCCCAUGGCUGAGGAAUCUAGCCCCCUUCGACCUGUCCCGGUUGUUGAGGAAGAAUCCAGCCCGGUUCGGCCUGUCUCCGCUGUUGCAUUAGCUGAUGAGUCCCCCGUGGCUGAGGAAUCUAGCCCUGUGCGGCCUGUGUCGGCUGUUGAGGAGAAGUCUAGCCCAGUUCGACCUGUCUCGGCUGUCAAGUCACUGGAGUCGGAGACUGAGGUCGUCGACGUUCAAGUUGCGCUGGAAGAGAAAUCAACCGUCGAGUCUGAAGAUUUGGUCACAGACCAAGCUGAGAAUCAGCCGGAUCCGGAUCAAUCAGAAGCUCAUGCCACAGCAAGGCUCCAGGCAAGAGUAGAGGAUGAAGAUGCUGCCGAGUCCGAAGUCCCAGCAGAGGAUGAAAAUACUGCCGAGCCUGAAGCUCUCCCUGCAGGCGAUGUCAGUCGACAGAUACCAGAGAUGGAAGCCAGCAAAGUUGAAGCGCCCGAGCCGACGGAGGAAGCCACACCGGACCGUGUCGAGAUCACAAAGACAGAGGUCACCGAGAUGGAAGUGGAAGAGACACAGCCUCAGCCUGACGAUGAAGACAUGGAAGUCGAGCAAUUCACUGUCGAGACUACAGUCCAGGACGUCAAAAUAGCAUCACCAGAACCUACAGUCGAGGUGCACAUGGACUCCGACGACGAGGGCUCUAUUGAGCCAGCGGACGUUGACAUGGGCGACCCAGAUGACAUGUCAGUCGAUGAAGUCAGUAGCAAUGCGUCAGACUCCGACAUGGAACUUGAUGAUGUGACUCAGGACCAACUCAUCCAGAGCCAGCUGUACGAGGAGUCGAUGAUGUAUGAAGAAGACCAGACGGUUACGACUUCCAUCACCACGACGCAGAUGGUUGAGGAGCGGCCAGUCUCUCAGGGAGGUGAUGCUGCCGACGACACUCAUGCCGAGACUGAGGUUAUCGAGACGUCACGGGUGACCGUUGAGACGACCUUCACGGAGCCCCUGGAGAGUGCAGAACCUGCACAACAUGCACAGGUCGAGGAUGCGAUGGACGUUGACGAUGACGGCAAGUCCACGAUAGCUUCUCCCACGCCCACUCCUCAAUCAUUCGAGGAGGUCAGAAUAGUCGAGGCAGAGAUCUCGCAGGUUGAAGAACAGACAACACCGCGUGCCACACAAACCGCAGAAUCUUUCUCGCAGUCGUUUGUUGAGACGCAGGUCACUGAGGUGACGAUACCUGACGACGUGGGUGACGCCGAAGCACAGGCGGAGCAAUUAGCGGAGCAUCUCGACAACAAACGCCCCGCCGAGUCACCCGCAGCUGCCCCAGUCCAACCCCACGAACCGCUGCUAGACGAUGAGGAAGAGGUGGAGAUGGAGAAGGAGACAACCACUCAACACGAAGCUGAUACUGAUGCGACCUCACCUAUCAACGAAGAGUCAUCACAAAUCCGAGAGUCCUCGGCGCAACCGUCCGAAGCGCAAUCGUCUCUUAUCGCCGAGGACCCGUCGGAGGAAGUCGUUUCCGCCGCGCAGCCAACUCCGAAGCGAGGUCGCGGCCAGCACCGCAGAACCAACAGCAAGGAUCAGGAUCCCAGCGUCAAGCUGGCCCGUGCGUCAGUUGCAUCUCGACGGUCGACGCGCCUAUCAGAUCGCACGACGCCUGAUAUCAACAGUGCUGCUGCCCGAGUGACGACGACGGCGGCGAGCCGAGGCAGGUCGGCGAGCCUGGCGCUCAAGAGCGAUUCACCUGAUGCGGACGCGGAGGAGGAUACGGGCGUGCAGCUCGCUAGGGCCGCGAUCAAGUCACCAUCGCGAGCGCCCAAGGCCGCCAAGGAGGAGGAACUCCCGAAAGAGGCCGGUGCAGCAGCAUCAUCAUCAACAUCAACAGCACCGCCACAAGCACAACCAGAACAAUCCUCGGCAGCCCUCAAAGCCCAGCUCACCAAAGCCCUCCGCGCCGACGUGCCGGACUGCAUCUCCCUCAAAGUCCUCCGAAGCCAUCCGGGCCGAACAGUCGACGUCCUCGCCGUCGCCACCACGAACCCCCCCGAAGCGAAGCGCGCCAAAGGCGGGCCCCGCGGCAUCAUGCUGGCGUUCAACGUCACAGACCACUCUAUCGCGCCGGCGCAGACGGUCGCCGUGCAGAUUUUCAGACCGCAUAAAGCUGCGCUGCCCGUCGUGCACCAGGGCGACGCGGUGCUGUUGAGGAAUUUCAGUGUCAUGGUGCUUACGAGGAGCGGGUUCGGGUUGAGGGCGAAUGAUGGGUCUAGUUGGGCCGUUUUUGAGCAGCAGCGCGGGCCACAGGGACAACAACAUGGGGACGGCAGCAGCGGCGGCGGCGAUGGUGGUAUGGAGGAUUUGCCGCAGAUUCGGGGUCCGCCUGUGGAGCUUUCUGAGGGGGAGACGGGGUAUGCGGCUCUGCUUAGGCGGUGGUAUGCCGGGCUGGACGCCAAGUCGCUUGCGAGGUUGGACAAGGCUAAUGAGGCGGCGCCGGCUGUUGGGAAUGUUGGUAAGGAGGGGAAGUGA
Molecule: messenger RNA, 5166 nt
Organism: Colletotrichum godetiae
Lineage: Eukaryota; Fungi; Ascomycota; Sordariomycetes; Glomerellales; Glomerellaceae
Exons: 5
Coding region: 1-5166 (1721 amino acids)
Biological process (GO): telomere maintenance
Cellular component (GO): chromosome, telomeric region
Molecular function (GO): DNA binding
Source: RefSeq, a predicted model, not a curated record